Drosophila busckii is the source of this 1603-nucleotide messenger RNA. RefSeq lists its product as uncharacterized. The record is from RefSeq and is a predicted model, not a curated record. NCBI's taxonomy places the organism in Eukaryota, Metazoa, Arthropoda, Insecta, Diptera, Drosophilidae. The transcript has 2 exons. The coding region runs from base 172 to 1542 and encodes 456 amino acids.
AUGUGCGUACGCCGCAGUUUUUAGUUGACUUUGGGUAAAUCUCAUCAUCAUCGAAGCUUCAAAUCAAUCAGCGCGUAGUCAGUUAGGUGGAAUUAGCGUGAGUGCGUGUUGUCAGUGUUGUAAAACGCGCCGUGGAAAAACAGCAAGCAUUUGCCAAAAUAGUCAAACUGAAUGAAUUUCAACUUUAGUGUUCACUUUACACUUCCAACGAGCAAAGCAGCGACGAGCAGCAAAAAGUUGAACAAAUUUUGUGAAAUUUCCCAAAGCAAAUUCCCAGCCAAAAUGCAAACCACCUAUGAAGCUGUGCCUCAAGAGCAAAGCGACAACAACAAUGCCGCUGGCGUAGCUUGGACAGCAGCAGGCGCUGCUGGUGGAGCUGAGCCGCCAACGCAGCCAAAGCGAGCACCAAAGCCGGCGCAGAAGAAUCGACGACGCCAGCAGCAGCAGCAGCAGCAGCAGAAAGCGUCAAUGAUGGCGCCCAUGCCUGGUCUGGCCAAUCAGUGGGUGCCGCUGAGCAACUCGGUGCAUGAGCAGGGCACCAGCAUUGAAAUGAUGUACGCGGGCUUUGAGCUGCCGCAGCAGGAGGAGGGCGGCAUGGCCGCCAUACCGGGCGUCACCCACAUGACCAUGCAGCUGCCGCCCAAUGUGCUGCCCACGGUGCGCAACAGCACGCCGGACAUGCCAUCGGUGCUGCAUGCCAUGGACUAUUUUCGGCAUCAGCAGCACAUGCAGCAGCUGCCGGGGAUUGGCAGCAGCCGUGUGCAGCUGCUGCAAAACGAUCCCAGCCAGCAGAGCUGCAAUUCGGAGGCGCAGGUAAUGCCGCUGGGCUGCGUGCCGGCCAUACCGCUGGAGCGGCAUGCCAUGAGUUUGGCUUUUCAAAGCUACAGCCUGAUGCAGCUGGAGCCGGAUCCGAGUCGUGCGCCGCAGCUGCCUGGGCAGUGCAUCUACAAUGCCAACAUUUCGCCCUUGUAUGCGCUCACCCAGGAGCAGCAGCUGAAACUGCAGGCGGCUCUCAUACAGAAGCCGCUCUCGCUGGACGCCGCUCUGCUGCCCAUUGCCGAGGAGCUGCAUGCGGAGCAUGAGCAACUGCGCAGCGCUGGGCUGCAGUUGCUGCCGCAGGCUGAGCCGCUGCCCUAUGGCAGCAUUAGCUUCCAUGAGGGCGAGCAGCCUGCAACUGCCACCACCAAUGCUUGGGCUAGCCCGCCGCCCCCCACUUUGUCCACGCCCAUACCGCACAUGAGUCUCUUGCCGCUGCCCACCAGGCAGUGGAGGCAGAAGCGGCGCAAUGGGCUGGCCCAACAGUUCGAGAACACUAUCAACGUCAACGACACCAUCAUGAUGCUGGACGAGAGCGACAAUUAUCAGCCGAUGGUAUUCAUGGACUGGUGGAUCAACUUUCGCCAGAAUCGCAGCAACAAGCCAAAGAAGCCGCUGCUAUCGACGCCACCACAGCCACCGAACGAGCAGUCACCAACACCACCACCACCUCCACCACCACCCACAUCUGAUCCACAGCUGCCAAUCAAUGUGGCCCACAACUAAAGCAUCAACUUUGCUUUAGCUCUCUCAAUUAUAUAUGUGCGAUAAAUAUAUCUUUAUAUGU